CAAAAAAGCACCGUAGAACGUGAGCUUGUGGCCGCUGUGGCCAUAGAUGGAUAAAAAGCCCGCGCGCGCCGCCUGCUGCAGUUUUGAAGGGCUGGAGCACGGUUGUUCAAUCCUGCGAGGAGGCUGUGGGGGCACCGAGUGAUCACGCGCCAUGGGACGAGCACUGCUCCUGCUGCUGCGCCUAACGACAGCCCUCAACCCCUUGCAAAAACUGCUCGUCGAGGGCGAGCUGCGGCGGCGGCCCGACUGGGUCGACGGGAGCGCCGCGCAAGUCGCGCCGCGCGUCUGGCGCUGGGUCGCGGAGGCCGACGACGCCGUGCUGGCGCUGCCCGAGCUCUCCGAGGCCGACGCGCGCCGCCUCGCGGCGAGCCUCGAGGCCGCCGGGGCCGCGGUGGAGGCGUCCGCGACGCGGCGGGUCCCGACGCUGACGAAGCGCCGCGCGCUCCCGCCGGCGGCAGACGACGAGGUGGAGACGGCGGACGCGUGCCGCCGGCGGACGGAAGCCUUCGUGGCCCGCGUCCUCGUGGGUCUCCGCCAGUGCCCCUUCACGGCGUCGCCGCGCGAGGCCGGCGUCGGCCUCGAGGAGUUUGAUGUGCACGGCGCGCCGAUCCUCUACGCGCAUUCUAGAUGUACGUCGGCGCCGCGGCUCGUGAGCGACGUCUGGACUACAAUAGGCGAGUUCCUCGCGCAAGGCGAGGCGGCGUACAGCUCCGUGCUCUUGACCGCGCCGGCCUUCGACGAGGACCUGGAGACGUGGGUCGAGGCUGUCUUCCCGCUCCUCGAGGAGUCGCUCGUCGCGGCGCGCGUGUCGCGCGAUAUUGGUAUUGUCUGCUUCCACCCGCGCUACGAGACGCCUUCCGAAAAAUGGCUCGCGACGCACCGCUUCGGCCACAUGUACGCGCCGACGACGCUGCGGCGGUACUGCGCCGAGGCGGGCGCGGAGGACCUCGCGGCGCUGCCGGACGACGAUCUCCGGUACUACGGCAGCUACAUGCGGCGGAGCCCCCACGCGACGAUCAACGUCCUCUGGUCGCGCCAGCUCGCCGCGGCCGAGCGGCGGCGCGAGAGCGCGGGCUUCUACGCGCGGAACCUGCGGCGGCUCGCCGACACCGGGCGCGCGCGGCUGGAGGAGGCGGCGGCGGGGGAGCGUGUUACGUAAACCUUACCCCUCCCCGAGAUAGU
This is a messenger RNA of Pelagomonas calceolata, 1182 nucleotides long. Lineage: Eukaryota; Pelagophyceae; Pelagomonadales; Pelagomonadaceae. The record is from the annotation of a GenBank genome assembly.